AUGCCACCGGUGGUACUUGCCCUUGCAAAAUAUCCGGUAGUGGACAAGUAUGAUGUUAGUUCACUUUGGGAAAUGUAUUCUGCCGCUGCACCUCUCGGCACCGACUUGAUCGAUAUGAUUUACAAAAGAUUGAAGAGUAGGGAAAGCUGGAACAAGCCACCUGGUUUAGUAGGCAAGCUCCUGCCUUCUAUGAGCAUGAAAGUCAUGGACGGCGAGCACGAGGUUCCACCGGGCUAG
Penicillium samsonianum is the source of this 237-nucleotide messenger RNA. RefSeq names its product acetyl-CoA synthetase-like protein. The record is from RefSeq and is a predicted model, not a curated record. NCBI's taxonomy places the organism in Eukaryota, Fungi, Ascomycota, Eurotiomycetes, Eurotiales, Aspergillaceae. The transcript is spliced from 2 exons. The coding region runs from base 1 to 237 and encodes 78 amino acids.